This is a messenger RNA of Alternaria incomplexa, 930 nucleotides long. RefSeq lists its product as uncharacterized. The transcript has a single exon. NCBI's taxonomy places the organism in Eukaryota, Fungi, Ascomycota, Dothideomycetes, Pleosporales, Pleosporaceae. Gene Ontology annotation, biological process: uroporphyrinogen III biosynthetic process. Gene Ontology annotation, molecular function: uroporphyrinogen-III synthase activity. The record is from RefSeq and is a predicted model, not a curated record. The coding region runs from base 1 to 930 and encodes 309 amino acids.
AUGGCGGAACAAUCGCGGGGCAGCAUCCCCAUUCUGCUGCUCAAGACCAAGUCAGUGCCCAAAGACACGUACGAAGAGCUGUUCCUUGAACUCGACAACGGCAGCUAUGCGCCCGUCUUCGUGCCCGUUCUCGAGCACAGGUUCAAGCGAGAUGCCCUGCGUGAGGUGCGCCAACAUGUCACCAAUCGCGGCUUCGUGCCCCAAUCGCAGCAGGGUCUCGCGACAUAUGGUGCGCUGAUUUUCACCUCGCAGCGUGCAGUCGAAGCCUUCAGCGAGGUUGUCGAGGAAAUCCGUAGAGAAGGCGCCCUCGAUAUCGACGACCUGCUGCCAGAGAGUCUGCCGCUGUACGUAGUAGGCCCAGCUACCGCUCGCGGACUGCGAUCACUGGGUCUUAAGUGUCCAAUCUUGGGAGAGGAAACUGGCAACGGUGAAGCUCUCGCUGGCUUCAUCUUGAAGCAUUACAACGCCCUUUAUCCGGGUGUUGCGAAUUCACCCGUAUUGUUCAUGGUCGGCGACAAGAGGAGGGAUAUAAUACCAAAGACCCUGCAGUCAGAAGAGCUGGAUCCAAAAGAGAGGGCAAGAGUAGAUGAGUUGGUUAUAUACGAGACUGGAGAGAUGCAGUCUUUCAAGGAGGACUUUUCGACGAUCUGGCGCAGAAACGCGGAUCAGGGCUCGAAACGGCAGUGGGUCGUUGUGUUUUCUCCAAGCGGAUGUCAGGCCAUGCUUGAGAGCCUUGGUCUGCUCGACAUAGAGACUGGGAAAGCCAAGGCUACUGCUGAUCAGAGAGACAUCCUGAUAUGCACCAUCGGUCCGACCACGCGCGAUUAUCUGAAGCAGGAGUUUGGUUUCACUCCUGAUGUAUGCGCUGAGAAGCCAAGUCCGGAGGGCAUCGCCGACGGUAUUCACGCCUUUCUCGAGAGGCACGAAUAA